Cervus elaphus (red deer) is the source of this 1276-nucleotide messenger RNA. Its product is annotated as hypoxanthine-guanine phosphoribosyltransferase-like. Gene Ontology annotation, molecular function: magnesium ion binding; hypoxanthine phosphoribosyltransferase activity. NCBI's taxonomy places the organism in Eukaryota, Metazoa, Chordata, Mammalia, Artiodactyla, Cervidae. The transcript has 2 exons. The coding region runs from base 358 to 1014 and encodes 218 amino acids. Gene Ontology annotation, biological process: GMP salvage; guanine salvage; hypoxanthine metabolic process. The record is from RefSeq and is a predicted model, not a curated record.
GCACCUUCAGGCACAGGUCUCACCCCCACCCCCGGAGCUGGGCGGGUGGGGGGCUGGUGCAGCUGGGAUCCAGAGAUCUUCAGCGGGCGGCUGCUCAAGCUGGCGGCUCUGAAAAACAAGUGAAUUUCCGGUGACAGGAGACUCAAAGUGCUGCUAUUAGAAGAACCAGGAACAGAUGCUGAGCAGGCGAAAGAACAUGGUGUCCUGGUCCCCAGCCCACAGCUACUUCCUCCUCCAUCUCAACCAGCUCCUCUCUGUGACAGACACAGGGCUCUUAGCCUGAGGAUAGUUGCAUCCCCUUUAAGAAACUGAUGAAAGCCCAGACUGCUGUCAGCCUGCGCACCAACCAGCUCCAUUAUGGCGACCUGCAGCUCCAGCAUCGUGAUUAGUGAUGAUGAACCAGGUUAUGACCUGGAUUUAUUUUGUAUACCUAAUCAUUAUGCAGAGGAUUUGGAAAAGGUGUUUAUCCCUCAUGGACUAAUUAUGGAUAGAACUGAACGGCUUGCUCGAGAUGUGAUGCAGGCGAUGGGAGGCCAUCACAUCGUAGCCCUCUGUGUGCUGAAGGGGGGCUAUAAGUUCUUUGCAGACCUACUGGAUUACAUCAAAGUACUGAACAGAAAUAGUGACAGGUCCAUUCCUAUGACUGUAGAUUUUAUCAGACUGAAGAGCUACUGUAAUGAUCAGUCAACAGGUGACAUAAAAGUGAUUGGUGGAGAUGAUCUCUCAACUUUGACUGGAAAGAAUGUCUUGAUUGUUGAAGAUAUCAUUGACACUGGCAAAACGAUGCAAGCCUUGCUUUCCCUGGUCAAGCGGUAUAAUCCAAAGAUGGUCAAGGUUGCCAGCUUGCUUGUGAAAAGGACCCCUCGAAGUGUUGGCUAUAGACCGGACUUUGUUGGAUUUGAAAUUCCAGACAAGUUUGUUGUGGGAUAUGCCCUUGACUACAAUGAACACUUCAGGGAUUUGAAUCAUGUGUGUGUCAUUAGUGAAACUGGAAAAGCAAAAUACAAAGCCUAAGGUGAGAGUUCAAGUUGAAUUUGGAAACAGCUAGUGUCCCAUUGAUAUCCCAGUAAAAUUAUCAAAUGUUCUAGCUCUGUGACCAGCUGCUUAGUAGAGUUUAUUAUUGCAUGUAUCUUCUAAGAAUUUUAUCUAUUUUGUAUUUUAGAAAUAUUAGUUACUGCAUUCCUGAACUCUUUUUUUGCACUAUGAGCCUGUAAACUAUCAUUUCCCUUUGGGUUAAUUGUUGUUUGACUCAUGAAUAAAAAAAUCUCUUAAACUG